UAGUGAGAUUUUUUUCAAACAGAAAAAAAUCCGGUUUUUUGUGUCAUUUUUUUCGAUCAAUAUUAAACCGACAAAUCGACAUUAUAUAAUCAUCAACAUUAAACCAUUAUUAUCAUCACCACCAAAACAAAAAUGCAGGUCGAUUUUGAAAAUGCAUAUGCCGUUGCACGGCAAACGAUAUCGCGUUUUCGUACCCGUGACAAAGCCGAACGUAUGUUCGACGAUGAUGAUAUACGACAUACUCGUGGUGAUGCUCCUGAUCUCAUUAGCAAAUUAGGAGAUAAUGAACGUGAUGGCUCUAAUCAACCACCAUAUGAUGAUGAUCCGAAUCAUAAAAUGUUCAAAGGACGUGGAGAACGAUGGGAAAAAUUUAUGGAACCAAAUUGUCCAUUUUUUCCAAAUAUGACAAAACGUUAUACUAUUGCCAUAUUGAGCUCAAUCGGUUUCAUGAUUAGCUUUGGUAUACGUUGUAAUAUGGGCGUUGCUAUUGUGGAUAUGACCAGUAAUAAAACUGGCGUUCCUGAAUUUGAUUGGACUCCAGAAACAAUCGGCGUUGUGGAUUCAUCAUUUUUUUGGGGUUAUCUUGUCACUCAAAUACCGGGCGGUUUUCUUGCCGCUAGAUAUCCAGCCAACAGAGUAUUUGGUACUGCUAUUGCAGUGUCAGCAUUUCUUAACAUGUUACUUCCUUGUGCGGCCAAAAUGCAUCCAGGUUAUGUGAUGUUUGUCCGUAUAUUACAAGGUCUAGUAGAAGGUGUUACAUAUCCAGCUUGUCAUGGUAUAUGGCGACAUUGGGCACCACCAAUGGAAAGAUCACGUCUGGCAACAUUAGCAUUUUGUGGUUCAUAUGCCGGUGCUGUUGUUGGCUUACCAAUGUCCGGUCUAUUAACCGAAAUUUUAGGUUGGGAGACUUGUUUCUAUUUCUAUGGAAUGUUAGGCCUUGGUUGGUAUGCAGUAUGGCUAUGGUUAUCAUUUGAAAGACCGUCCAAACAUCCAACUAUUACUCGUGAAGAAUUGGCAUAUAUUGAAAAUAGUCUCGGUCCUGUCACAAGUAAACCACCAACCCUUCAUUCAACGCCCUGGGGUGAAAUAUUCCAUUCGAUGCCCGUAUAUGCAAUUAUCAUCGCCAAUUUUUGCCGUUCAUGGACAUUCUAUCUACUGUUGAUUUCGCAACCAAUGUACUUUAAAGAAGUAUUCAAUUUUGACGUAGAAAAAUCUGGAUUAUUGGGUGCAUUGCCACAUCUAUGUAUGACAUUUGUUGUACCAAUCGGUGGUCAUCUUGCUGAUUUUCUUCGUCGAUCUGGACAGCUAACGACGACAAACGUUCGUAAAGUAUUCAAUUGCGGUGGUUUUGGUAUGGAAGCGUUUUUCCUUAUUCUUGUCGGUAGUACCGAUAACACUACAUUUGCAAUCAUAUGUCUAACAUUGGCUGUCGGUUUUUCCGGUUUUGCCAUUUCUGGAUUCAAUGUCAAUCAUUUGGAUAUCGCUCCAAGAUAUGCUUCCAUUUUGAUGGGAAUUUCCAAUGGUUUUGGUACAUUAGCUGGUAUGCUAUGUCCAAUUGUCGUGAAUUUAAUGACCAAAGAAAGGACAUCAACCGAAUGGCAAGAUGUAUUUAUAUUGGCCGGUGUAAUACAUUUAGGCGGCGUAAUUUUCUAUGGAAUUUAUGCUUCCGGUGAAUUACAGCCAUGGGCUGAACCGCCAAAAGAUGAACAAUUACAAUUAGAAGAAACACAAUUACCACCAGCAACGCAGCCACCUGCUUAUGAUUAUAUUUAUCAAGAUGGUAGACAACAACCAGGUUGGAAUGAUACGACAACUACAUCGACAUAUCCAACUUGGGAUGAUGGUACUGUUGGUGGUGGUGGUGGUGUCAGUACAAAUCCAUUUGGUACAGGAACGGCUCCUAAUUAUGAUCCGAACCAAGCUUGGGAUCAAUCAAAUAAUAAUAACUAUCAAACAACAACAACGACGACGACGAAUACAUCCAAUUAUGGAACGAUGGAUAAUAAUAAUCAAGCAACAUUCUAUGAGACUCGUGCUCAAUAUGUACAACCUGGAUCAGGAUAUUGAUACCCUAAUCAUCAAAUAUAUAGAUUCAUAGUGUUAGUGUGAAUGUGUUUGUGUGUAAAUGUGUGUGUGUGUGUGUGUGUGUGUGUGUGUGUGAGUGUGUGUUCGUUUGUGCAUUUGGCUGUGGCCACAAAAAAUUGCUUCAUAACUUAUCAUAUUAUCAUUCAGAAUUUAUCAACAAAUGUAGAUAUUUUUAUCAAUUGCCGACAAUCUAAUAUAUAAUAAUA
This is a messenger RNA of Dermatophagoides farinae (American house dust mite), 2291 nucleotides long. RefSeq names its product vesicular glutamate transporter 1-like. The record is from RefSeq and is a predicted model, not a curated record. Gene Ontology annotation, cellular component: synaptic vesicle membrane; excitatory synapse. Gene Ontology annotation, biological process: transmembrane transport; regulation of synapse structure or activity; neurotransmitter loading into synaptic vesicle. Gene Ontology annotation, molecular function: L-glutamate transmembrane transporter activity; neurotransmitter transmembrane transporter activity. NCBI's taxonomy places the organism in Eukaryota, Metazoa, Arthropoda, Arachnida, Sarcoptiformes, Pyroglyphidae.